AGCUCACAGAAAUCAAAACCCAAGCUGGUAGCCAGGAAUGGAUUCACCUACGUAAUAAAGGAGGUCACUCAGAAUAAGAUUUACUACAGAUGUAGCAAACGUCCCUGUAAGGCAACUGUUGCCGAGACCAAAUCAACAGGAGACAGAGCGCCAGGCAAACAUAACCACAGCCACACAGCAGAGGCAAUACUCAUAUUCCUUUUUCCGUUUCUAGAGAGCGUAUCGCGAGAACAAUGCAGUUCCUAAAUUCAUCAGGAAGCUGAUGGCUUUGGCCAUUCUUCCAGCGGCACACAUCAGACCGGUCUUCCGUCAGCUGAAGAUGAGAGCGUCGUCACAGAAGCUGGUUGAUCUCUGUGACUACAUGGAGCGACAGUGGAUGAGUCACUCCAUCUUCACAGUGGUCAGUUGGUGUGUAUUCAACCAGUCAGUCCGCACCAACAACAAUGUUGAAGGUUGGCAUCGCCGGAUGAAUGUGCAGACAUCAGAUCAACAACUGGGACUGUACAAGCUGAUCCAGCUCUCCAUAAAGAAGCCAGUCUCCUGCCGCUCCACGCCCAGCUCCUCCAUGAUGGAAAACUCACAAGAUUUGUGAAGAAGUCGGCGUCUGCUGACCAGGCUGAAAUCUUUGCUGCUUGGCGGCU
Messenger RNA from Haliotis rubra (blacklip abalone), 641 nucleotides. RefSeq lists its product as uncharacterized. The transcript has 3 exons. The record is from RefSeq and is a predicted model, not a curated record. NCBI's taxonomy places the organism in Eukaryota, Metazoa, Mollusca, Gastropoda, Lepetellida, Haliotidae. The coding region runs from base 263 to 592 and encodes 109 amino acids.